UCUAAUCCGCCCCUGCCAUGGCGGCUUGGGCUGCAGAUGUUCAGCUGAAGGCGCAAGCUGCGGCUCCUGGAGCUGGAUACCCUGUGACAUUGAACACCUGUCGCUCAACCUCCCCGACCCCGGCAGGCCGAGGUGGCAGCGUUCAUGUGCCUGGCGUGCCUCCCGGCGUGUCUGGGCAGCCACGAGCUUAUGCAGCUCCACUGCGGCCCAUUCCAGUGAGAAGCAGCUCCACUCCCACAGCCGUACCUUGCAACAUGCUGCCACCUGGCCCGUACGGCCCAGCGCAGACACAGCGGCAGGCACCUGUGGCGCUGCCUCUCCAUCCUUCCAUGCCCGCUGCACCGGUGCCUCUACGCGCGCCGUCGCGAGACGCGCCGCUGAACGCGGGGGUGCGCACGCCGCCGCUGCCGAUGCCUGUGUGGCAACCAGUGCCGAGCGGUCGCACCGAUGUUUCAGUCUCUCCAGUCUCUCCCAUCGCGACGCCAGCGGCAGCAGCGAAGCAAAGCCCCACGUUGACGGUGCUGAUCCGGGACUUUGAGAUGACUGCCAACCUGCCUUCAGAUUGGGUGUCUGAUCUCAGUUGCUGUGCCAGCCUGGCCGAACACAUCUUGAUGGUGGUCUCUGAAUUGGCCCAAGGUCUUCGAAUUCUUGUCUCCUUGGAGCCUUCGGGUCCAAGUGUGCCAGUGCCGAGGACGGGACGCGAAGAUCCAGCAUGGCAUCAGGUCUAUGGUAACUAUCAGGAACUCCUUGCCGAAGCACUUCAACUGUCCAAUGCUGACAGCGUCCGUGGCUUCUUCCAACAGUCCAGCUGUGCCAUACCUGGGAAAAUCACUUGGCGCUUGGGAGAGGUGCAGGGUUUUCUCCGGCUUUGCUUCACCGCCUUUGGUCUCCCAGCACCCAAUUGUCAUCCGGCAGUGUGGUAUCAGUUGAUCAGAGAGGUUACCGACGAUGCUGCAGGGACGAUCAACGAAGACCAGUCGUUGCAACUGCUGCGACUCGUGCUGUGGCGGCUUUCAGGUUCGCAAGCAGAAAAGGAGGUGCAGCCUGCACAAGGAUCACGCCUUGGGGUUGUGGGCAGUGCUGAAGGCCUGGCUGCCAGUGUGGCAAACAUGUCCUCCAAGGCUCUUUUGGAUUUCACAUGGGUGGGAGAAGGUCACUGGACCAUGUUUGCCGCGACAGCCCCCUUGAAUUUGGCGCAGGAUCGCCGCAACAGCAUCGAAGAGCGCUCCAUCUUGACUUGGGGCGCCAAUGCCAAUCGUCAGUGCCUGUCAGAUGAUGCCAGGGUGGUGCCAGCUCCCAAACAUGUGGCAUUUCUGCGGCCCCUGCGGUCCUUGGCUGCUGGAUGGGAAGGCUCACUGUUGAUUGAUGCGGAUGGAAGCCUCUGGGGCGGUGGCAGCAAUCGUGGCCAGUGCUUGUCAGAAGAACUCAGUGAUGAACAUGUCCCCUUGUCGCGUUUGGACAUUGCGGAGCUGGAUGGGGUCCCCUUUGAAGCCGCUGACAUGGGCCGCGAUCAUAUUUUGGCGAUCCUGGAAGGUGGUCGAGCGGUGAUUUCCUGGGGACCUUCCAAUGAGUUUGGACAGAUCGGACAUGGGCUUCCGUAUCGUUCGCGGGUCAGACCUGGGGUUGUCCACUUGGGCGGCGUGUUGGUGAAGCAAGUGGCCUGUGGAGAACACCAUUCGUUGGUUCUCACCGCGCACGGGGAGGUCUAUUCCUUCGGCUGCAAUCUGCAUGGCGCUUUGGGCUCUGGUAGAUGUGGAUCUCAAGAACAAGCGGAACGGGUACUAGGCAAUCACCUCCGCAGCAUGCCGGUGCGGGGUAUCUCUGCGGGGGCUCAGAGUUCCAUGGCUCUCUCCAUCGGUGGCCACGUCUUCUGCUGGGGAUGCAAUGGUCGUGGGCGCUUGGGCCUGGGUCCUGCCUAUGAUCAGGAGCCUACGGUUUUAGCCCCUGUGGUGGUACCAAAUCUUCCGGGAGUCGCCAGGGCCAUCGCGGCUGGCGGCCAACAUUCUGCUGUCAUUUUGCGUCGAGGGCGCUUGUUCCUAGCAGGAGACAAUCGAUCCGGUCAACUGGGACAGUCCAGGAAAGAUGUGGAUUGGACCAGUACAUUCUUCGAGCUUCCUUUUCAAGACUACAUGCUGAGAGUUCGUACAGUUUCCCUUGGCAAGAAACACACUCUGAUCCUUUCCUAUCAUGGGGAGCUGUAUGCCUGUGGCUGCAAUGCGGAGGGGCAACUCGGGAGCAAAGCGGCUCAACCUGAUACCACACAACCGGUGGAUGUACCUGUGCGACUGAGCUUGCAGUUGGAUGAGGCCUCCAAAGAUUGCAUGGUGGUGGGCUUGUCCUCCUGUCAUGAUCAUACGGUGGCCAUGGUCGUGUCGAUUCCCGAGGGCACCAAGCGUGAAGGUCAGCCGAAGAUUUCCUCAGGCCGACCUCAGACCUCUGCCUCCACCCGUGGGGACAUGGGCCCAGAUGCCAUGCAAACGCAGCGUGCCAACCGUGCAGCUCUCUUCAUCAAGACCAUGAAUACCAUCCAUGAGGACGUGCUUCCAGCCCAGAAUCCAUUGCCGAGCUUUGAGGCCAUCACCAACCGUGAUUUGCCGCGGCCUUCCACGGGACAAGCCGGAGGGCGCAGCUCGGAAAGCCUGUCCUCUGGGUGCACCAGCCGUGUAGGGCGGUCUCCAAGAGGUCUCAGUGUGGUGUCCAAGUCCAAGAAAACUGGAGAUGAAGGGAUGCUGGCAGAAGAAGUUGUUCUGCUUCAACCCGUGGUUCAACCUGGUGUGGCUGCAUCGGUUGGCUUUGCAAGUUUGUCAGUGGCGAAGCUAUUGUCCCUAAUUCAGUCCGCCCAAAGUAGCUCCCCAGCUGCCAUCGAUGACUUGAGAAGUUCACUUUCGGCUGCGUUUGCCAGCCCCUCACUGCUCAAUGCUUCCUUCUGCUUUCCCGGGCUCUACAAACCGCGCCUGGAUGCGGGAGGCCUCCUAAAUGUUUUCAAGGGCUUGAUCCAAAGUGAAGCCUUGUUCGCCCAAGUGGAGAUGCACAUCAUCAAUGCGGCCUUUGAGGGUCUCAGCAUGUGGGCCAAUGAUCAUGACGAAGCGGCCUCAUUGAUCCACCGGGACCAGCUUCGUGGCCUGGCGGCGCUGCUGCUCUCCCCGGUGCUGGCGGAGCCCGAAAAGCCGCAGCCCUACGAAGUGAUGUCACGGAUCAUGCGGCUGGUGGCCUGGAUGCCUGCGGAGGGCCGACGCGAAUUGCAAGAGGUCCUGGUGGACGACUGCUCCGAGGAGGAGGUCCUCCGCGGGUUGGUGCGGCGCGUGCGGAGCCAUUGCGACGAGACGGUGAAGCGAGCGCAUCAGAUGCAGCGGCUGUCGCCGGAGAUCUGGGAAGGCUUGAUGUUGCUGCAACUACUUUGGGGCACCAAUGAAGCCAUCGCCCAACGCUUGGCAUCUUCGCUGCGCUCCUCGGAAUGGGAGCCGGACUUUGGGCAAAGCCUCUCCCAGACCUUGUCGCAGCUGGCCACCAGGGCCAGCUCCUAUCUGGGGCGCUUCACCUUGGCCCCUCAGCUCCGCGCACCGGUGCCGGCCUUCGAAUUUCACUUGCAAAGCCUGGCGGAAGAAAAGGUUCCUCCAGAGCUUGAAUUUCGGCUUUUCGUUGAGAAUGCUUGUGCUGGUCCCAUCACCCCCUCUGAGGUCUUGGAGCUUCCCCUCUACGCCGCGCGCACGGACUACGGCUUCGAGUACGUCCUGCCCAGCAAGAUGCGGAGCUUCAUGGCGAAUCGGAAUCUGGUCCCGGUCUCGUACACCCGCAAAGUCUUACAGGUGGAGAAUCAUCACGCGCAGGUCUAUCUUCAACAUCAGGUGGCCAGGCGAGUGGCUGCAGAUUUGGAAGUGUUGCCAGGGCAUGAGAUCCACAUCGACCCUGCCCUGCUCUUCUUCAUCCUGAAGGUCCAUCGAGAUCGAAUCCUGGAAGAUACCACGGCAGCCCUGCAGAAAGCCACGCCCGAGGAUCUCAGGAGACAGCUGAAGGUGGUCUUUGAAGGUGAGCAGGGCGUCGAUGAAGGCGGGUUGGCGCGUGAGUUUUUCCGGCUUCUCAGUGCCCACGUCUUCACCGUGGACGGCGGUUUGUUCGAUCCCCUUGUGGCACAGAACGCCCGCGUCUUGUGGUUCAACUCGGCGUCAGAGCGGGAAUCCACAGAGUUCUGGUUGGCCGGGGUGAUUUUGGGCCUGGUGGUUUACAACAACAUGCCUGGACUGGAUGUGCGCUUCCCCCCGGUGGUUUUCAAGAAGAUCAAGAAUGAGCAGCUGGUGCUGGAGGAUCUCCGGCAGGUGCACCCUGAGACCUACUUGUCCUUACGCUCCCUGCUGUCCUGGGAGCCAGAGGAGGACCUCAUGGCUGAGGAAUUGAACAGCGUCUUUGAAAACACCUUCUGCCUGGACUUCGUGGUGACCUACGAGAUGAACGGCAAGACGGAGACCCGGGAGCUCUGUGAAGGAGGAAAAGAGAGGGUGGUGACAUACAAGAACCGGGAAGAAUUUGUUCGCCUGUACUGCGAAUGGCUGUUGACUGAGAGCGUUGAACGGCAAUUUGAGCCCUUCAGAAAAGGUGUGAGGCGAGUGUGCGACUCACCCCUCUUCAACGCCCUACACAGCGCGGAGUUGGAGUUGAUCGUUUGCGGAGAGCAGGAUUUGGAUUUCGCCCAGCUGCGCAAGAACGCCCAUUACGACGGCUACCAGGAGGAUUCGGAAUAUGUCGCUUCUUUCUGGAAGUUACUCAUGAACUUUGACCUGGUUCAGAAGAAGCGCUUUCUGUCGUUUGUCACGGGUAGUGAUCUAGCCCCCGUGGGAGGACUGCAGGAGCUACAGCUGGUGAUACAGAGAAAUGGUGACGAGCCAACUGAGCGAUUGCCAACAGCACAUACCUGUUUUAACUUACUUCUUCUGCCAGAGUACGGCACGACUGCCAAACUCGAGCGUAUGGUUGUCACUGCCAUGCACAAUGCAGAGGGCUUUGGUUUGGAAUGAUGCCAAUCAGCUGGCCCAGCCGCACAGAAGAUCUGUGCCG
Messenger RNA from Cladocopium goreaui, 5049 nucleotides. The record is from the annotation of a GenBank genome assembly. Lineage: Eukaryota; Dinophyceae; Suessiales; Symbiodiniaceae.